This is a messenger RNA of Physella acuta, 3351 nucleotides long. Its product is annotated as MTOR-associated protein MEAK7. The record is from RefSeq and is a predicted model, not a curated record. Gene Ontology annotation, cellular component: nucleus. Gene Ontology annotation, biological process: response to oxidative stress; TOR signaling. Lineage: Eukaryota; Metazoa; Mollusca; Gastropoda; Physidae.
AAUAGAAAAGUGAACAAUUGAUAUCAAGGUAAAUAAACAUGCUAUGCAAUGUCAUGGUCAUAGAAAGCUCUGAGUUGGUGUUACAUUUCUCUUACUGUCCUCUACUUAAAUAGUAUAGAGUAUAGAUCUAGCACAGCCCUAGCUAGAUUAUUAUAUGUUUUCUGAGACAUAAAGAUAAGACAUGGGUGGAUCAGAAAGUAAAUCCACAGACCUCAAGCACGAGUUAAUGUUUAAUGAAGAUGAAAAAGAGAAAGUUAAUUAUGUAUUUUCUAGCAUUUCUCAUGGAAGAAAAAGUUUUAACAAAGAAAACUUGCAGCAUUUUAUGAGCCCAGUCUUAGAUGCCCACACCAUAGACCGCUUGUUUGAUUUUCUGGAUGGACCUUUGCAACAGAAACAUCAUCAUCGCCACCAUGCUCACCACAGCCAAUCACAGGAAGUACAUAUACAUCAGUUUGCCUCUCAGCUUGCAUGUCUGUUGAAGGGCCAGAUUCCUGAUCUUGCUCAAACAUGUGUUUUUUUAGCUUCUUCAACUGCAAAAACAGUUUCUGUUCAAGAUUUAGUCAAGUUUGUUACCAACAUUUUGCACAGUUAUGAGAAGCUGCUAUCUGCGCACUGCACAGCCUACCAGAGCUGGAUAUUUGCUAGUGCGGGGGAUUCACAUGACAUUUUAGCCACAUCUCUCUUGAGUGAUUUUUUAAAAUCAGAUAAUGCUAAGGUCACAAAAUCAGAAUUAUCAGCAUCCAAUGGGCAGUUAAUGUUGUCUGAGGAUGAUGUUGAGACAUGGUUGACCAAGUGUAUUUUGUUCACUCAGGUUUUAAAACAAGUUUUACUUGGAGCAUUCCAGUUCUAUCAACAAGAACCACAGCAAAUGACAUUUCUACCUCGUGUGCCACAAGUUCGAGACACAAACUGGUCCAAAUUUAAAACCAUUCUUGACUUCCCAACAGUCCUUUAUCUCAACUUUGCACUGAACACUGAUCUACAGACACAGUGGAAACUUAUUUUCAGUAAUAAUCUUCAUGGGUGCAGCUUCUCCCAACUGCUUCAGAGUAUCAGAAAUAAAGGCCCAACUUAUCUGAUCAUCAGGGAUAAAGAUGGACAUGUAUUUGGAGGCUUUGCCUCUGUUUCUUGGGAUAUCAAUCCUAAAUUUACUGGUAACACAUCAUGUUUUGUGUUCCAAGCAAGGCCAAACUUUGCCAUUUAUACAGCUACUGGCUAUAAUGGCAAUUUCAUGUAUUUGAACCACCAAGUACAGACUUUACCCAAUGGACUGGGAAUGGGAGGUGUGUUUGAAUAUUUUGGUAUUUGGAUUGACCAGUCUUUUGACAAGGGACACAGCAAGGCCGGUGCUAAAGGUAAUACAACCUAUGGCUGCCCACAGUUGUCAGGACAGACAGAGUUUCAAGUGGACUGUAUAGAAGUCUGGGCAAUAGGAAGGGUAGAACGGAAAGAAGGACAAGAAGAAGAUGACGAAGAAGAAUCAACAGAUGGUGCCAAGGGAGCUCCUAAAAGUAUUCUUGACAAACUAGCAUCUGAAGACAAAGCUAUACUUGACAUGAUUGACAGAGGAACAAAAAGUGAUGCACUCAGAGAUGAGCCAAUAGUGGAAGAAACCAAAGCCCACAGUACAAUAAUAUCUCCGUUCUGACCAUUACCCUGGUCUGUUGUAACUAAUCAAGUCUGUGAGUCAGGUAAAAUUUUCUCCCCUAUUUUCACUGCUGGACAUAUAUGUAUAGGAGUUAAACCUUAGAAUAUGCAGCAUCUGCAAAUAUGACCCAUUGUACAUAUAGCCAGGUAAUAAUAGGAGCUUUGGCUGCCAGUUGUUUCAUAUACAUGGACUUGUGCAAUUGACUUUUCUACAAGUGUGUAGAAACUUGUUGGUUUUGCUACUGGUACUUGUCAUAUUGCUACAAGUUUACUUUCCUUCUGCUCCAUUUAAAGUUGCUAGAUAAGUUAUUUAUUGAAACACAUUCAUACAUACUUCUCUUGGUAUUACUGGUAUACUGUAUAUAGAAAUGCUAAAAACUAUUGUGGUGCUAUGUGUGAAGACAUGAUAAAAUGGAGAGUAAAAAGAUUUUUUUUUUAAUUGCAUUGUUGCAUGUUUAUUAAUGAUUAGGUAAAAUAAUGUUUUAAAGUGUGAACACUUGAUUGUCAGUUGUAGCUCUCAUUGUUUGAAGUACACCAAAACAGCUUGCAAUGUUCCAGAUAACAGAUGUGAUAAUCAGUUUUAAUAUGAUUUACAUUUUUUGUGUACCUGGUUCCAUAUUUUUUUCUAUCAAUGUUUAACAACAGUAUUGGUGAAUGCUUUGAUUUUCAUACUUUAUUUUUAAAAUGUGUCAAACUAAGUGGUUAUCAGCUAGGUUACAAUUAAUUAAUUGAAUAAUGUAAGAACUGUAGUGAUGUGUAAUAAAUGUAAUGUAUGGCCACAGUUCUAGUCAUGGUGAACAGAGUAAGUUGACAACUCCUACUUCUAGCAAUGUUUUAUUCUCUAAACAAUUUUCUUAGUUGAUUCUAUCAGUACUUGAGUAUUUGGAGGCAUAAAAAAGAGAGUAUUUUUCAGAUUAUAAUCUGAAUAUUUGUUCUCGUGUGUACAAAAUGCUACCUAAACCAAAUUUCCAUUUCACCAAACCAAGUCAUUUCCUACCUAGCCCAAAUCACCCACAGCUAAUUGACUAAUUAAGAAUGACAAAAAUAUGAUUGGAAUAGAAUAUGUAAAACAAAAGACAAUGUGAUUUUUUUAUGUACAUUAUAUUGAUGUGUACGUUAUUUUAUUCUUUUUUUUUUUUAUUGUGCAUUUUGUAAUAUGAAUUCAGUUAUUUAUAUUAACAAUUGAUAGAAAUAAUAAAAAGAUAAAAUAUACAUUUGAUUUAUUUAUUAUUAAUAUGUAAUGAUAAAUUUCACAUCUUUAGAUAGCAAGUAACUACUUUAAUACAGUACUUUUGUAGUAAAGUUGUCUUGCCAUGACUGUUCAUCGCUGCAAUAGUUUAUGUUUAUAAUUAACUCGAGUCAAAAGAUUAUUUAGCCUUUUCUUUAACAUUCCAUUGGAGUUAAAAAGUUUUUUUUUAAUUUCUUUUCAUCUGUUUUUUAAAUUACUUUUAGACAUAACAAUACUUUUUUUAAUGUAUUGUACAACCUUUGUUAAAAAUAUAUUCUUUAUUUAUACUAGUUCAUGUAGAUGUUUUUUUACAAUUCAUUUGUUUUCUUCAAGAUCAUAAAAUGUGUUCUGGCUGAAAAAAAAGUAGCCUGCAUUUAUAAUGAAAACCUACUUUUAAAAAUUGCAGGUGCUUUUUAUUUUAAUUAGUGAAUUUGUAAAAAAAAAAUUGGUUUUAAUGUGCUACUAGAUCUACUACU